AUGGGCGAUGAAAACAAAACUUAUCUGACUGAAUUCAUCUUGCUAGGACUUUCUUCAGAUUAUCAAAUUCAGAUUUUGCUCUUUGUGGUAUUUCUCACCAUCUACCUGUUGACUGUGUUUGGGAAUCUGCUCAUUGUACUAUUAACUCAUAUUGACUCUCGACUUAAUACACCAAUGUACUUCUUCCUUAAAAAUCUGUCAUUUACUGAUCUCUGUUUCUCUACAACUAUUGUUCCCAAGAUGCUAAUCCACUUUCUUGUCAUUAGAAAGACAAUUUCAUUUACUGGAUGCUCGAUUCAGAUGUUUUUUUUCCUUGUAAUGGGGUGUACAGAAAGUUCACUUCUAGCAGUGAUGUCCUAUGACCGCUAUGUGGCUGUCUGUAAGCCCUUGUACUACUCCAUCAUCAUGUCCCAGAGAGUUUGUGUUCUGCUAGUAAUUGGGUCCUGGGCUAGUGGAACAUUUGUGUCUUUAGUAGAUACCACAUUCACUUUAUGUCUUCCAUACCAAGGACCAAAUGUAAUUAAUCAUUAUUUUUGUGAGCCCCCUGCACUUUUGAAGCUGGCUUCAGAAGAAACCUACAAAGCUGAGAUGGUCAUCUUUGCUAUGGGUGUGGUAAUCCUCCUGGGUCCUGUCUCUCUUAUCCUUUUCUCCUACUGGAAUAUUAUCUCCACCGUGGUUCAGAUGCAGUCAAGGGACGGGAAGCUUAAGGUCUUCUCUACCUGUGGUUCCCAUUUCAUUGUUGUUAUCUUCUUCUAUGGGUCAACAAUAUUUACUUACAUGCAGCCAAGUUCAAAGAAAAUGAAUGAAGGUGAUAAGGUGAUCUCAGUGUUCUACUCAGUCAUAACUUCCAUGAUGAACCCAUUCAUUUAUAGCCUAAGGAACCAGGAUGUGAAGGAGGCAUUUAGGAAAGUACUCAGAAGAUAG
Molecule: messenger RNA, 924 nt
Organism: Castor canadensis (American beaver)
Lineage: Eukaryota; Metazoa; Chordata; Mammalia; Rodentia; Castoridae
Product: olfactory receptor 2D3-like
Biological process (GO): G protein-coupled receptor signaling pathway
Cellular component (GO): membrane
Molecular function (GO): olfactory receptor activity; G protein-coupled receptor activity
Source: RefSeq, a predicted model, not a curated record